Molecule: messenger RNA, 1524 nt
Organism: Macrosteles quadrilineatus (aster leafhopper)
Lineage: Eukaryota; Metazoa; Arthropoda; Insecta; Hemiptera; Cicadellidae
Exons: 6
Coding region: 31-1524 (497 amino acids)
Biological process (GO): proteolysis
Molecular function (GO): zinc ion binding; aspartic-type endopeptidase activity; nucleic acid binding
Source: RefSeq, a predicted model, not a curated record
GGCCAGGUAGACCGACUGACUGAAAGCAAAAUGGGUUUGUUUGCUCCACUGCCCAAUCCCAUUGCUGGGGUUUUGAGCGACAUUCGCCCGGUUGAUGGUUUAGAGGUGGAACCUUUGUUAGAGUUUUUGGGAAAGGUGUUGCACCUGAAGGAGUUCCCAGGCAUGGAGGACUCAGUAGUGUUGGAACUGCUGGUUCCACUCUGCCUGAGACCUCUUGGUGACAAAUUGUUAGACUGUUUGAAACGGGGAGUAAAUUUUGACAAUUUUCACAGUGAAGUGCUUGAGCUCUUUGUCCCCUUCAGGGUCAUGGAGAGAUUGAAAGUUGAGAGGGUGUUUCGUCCUCAAAAAUUUGAUGAAACUCUGAGUCAGUAUGUGGGUGACAUUUGUGGCGUGUGGCGUGUCCUACGGCUGGGCAUCCCUGAAAACCAACUGGUGGACAUUGUCUUGCAGGGGUUGAAGCCUGAGGAGCGGUCCAGACUGAUUUUUGCUCCGAAGCCUUCUUCUUUUGCAGACCUGGAUAGGUUGGUCAUCCUGUCACGGAGCGUUCAAGACGCUGAUUGUAAAAGGGAGCACGUUGCGGGGCAUCUUCCCCGGACUGGUCCCCAUCCCGCUGUAGCAUCCGUGUGUCGAGGUCCUGAAACACCGCAGAGACAGAGGCAUCCUAUUGUUUGCUUUGGCUGUGGUCAAACAGGUCACAUGAGACGAGAGUGUCGUCAGAGGGUUAAUCUUGGGACUUUGUCCAAAAACCUAAGUAGCUCACAAGGGGAAAGUUUGCCUAAACCGCCCUGUGAGAAAGCUGUUUUGGAGAAAGUCAGCAGGAAUUUGGUUUCUCUGAGUACUGCCCCUUCUGGGAGUGCUGGUUUUGGGGAGCCUCUGUCGCGGGGUAUGAGGGAGCUUGCAUGCAUGGGAGUGAAAGCGGCGCGCUCAACUUGCCCACGACUCAACAUCUUCUUAGGUAAAACGGUGCAGAAGGCCCUUGUGGAUUCUGGGUCAGCCCGUUGUCUCAUUUCCCUUUCCCUGUUUGAAAAUCUAAAAUCUUCUGGGCUAAUCAAGCAAGUUGAGCGAAGUACACACAUCUGCUGGACUGCGUCGAAAUCCCCACUUCCCAUCAUCUAUGAAGCCCUUCGUUCCCAUCCUUACAAGCUUGCUCCACCCAAGAUGGAAACACUCCGUGGAAUCAUCAAUGAGCUUCUUGAAAAUGGGACAUCAGAUGAGGUCCCAGAUGGGAGGCUCUUACUGGUUGCUGCUUCCGGAGAGGUUCGCCCAGGGAGACACUACUCCUUCUCCGUCUUCGGGCUGCUCAUUACCCUGCUCCUGGGACCAGUAAGCCUUCAUCUGCUUUCUACUACUAUGCCGCCCUACGCCAUCUUCCGGAUGGAUCACCGCCGCCCACCAUUACACGACCAGACGCUGAUAGACUAUAUCAUUCAGCUCACGUUGCUGAGGCUGACGCAGCCUGGAACAGUCCCAGCAAUCAGUACUGGCCUUCAUUGCUGUAUCUCCAGAAUCGACAACCUAUCGUAG